Messenger RNA from Symbiodinium sp. CCMP2592, 4149 nucleotides. Lineage: Eukaryota; Dinophyceae; Suessiales; Symbiodiniaceae. The record is from the annotation of a GenBank genome assembly.
AUGCCGAAGGACGAGGUGCGUCAGCGCUCCUGUCCCGAAAAUCAUUUAUACACUUGCUCAAGCCAUUGGUCGCGUGACCAACUUUUCUGUUUCAGCAUGGCUUUCGCGGCGUUGCAGGUUUCCGUCACGGUGAUCGUGCUCACGGCGCUCAUGUUCAACAUGUUUAGAGGAUCCCAAUCCUCCACUUGGUGGGGCCGAUACCUGGUCUACCCGGCCACAUAUGUGCUGGCAGUCCAGGUGGGUGCCACUCACAUGCUGCCGAUGCUCAUCGCCGGCACUCUGCUGCGUUAUCUCGUGAAUCUGAUGUUCACCGCUCUGUCAAAGUUGGACGCUUUUGCUGAACCGGUGCGCAUCCAUAGGACGAAUCCACCCGCAGAGCAGCACGAGCGCGAGCUGGACUGGGAUGGACCGGUCAUUCUUUCGCCGACUGCCUUUGUCUUGGUCGAUGCUGUGACGCCAUGGCUGAGGACAACGGUGCCACUGAGCUGGUCAAACAUCGCAGUGUGCUUCCUUGCGCAUUAUCUCGUGGUUGAGCCGCUCUAUUACCUUUUUCACCGGUGGCUCCACACCCCCGCAGUGUACAAGGCCUCGCACGUGCAUCACCACAGCUCAGUGGUCACGGAGGCCAUCUCGGGCACUUCGCAUCCCAUGCUGGAGACCCUAGGCACGUGCUGGGUGGGGUUCUACAAGGACCAAGCCCAGUCGAAGCUCUGGGAUCACAGAUUGCCGUUCUGCUUUGCCUUCGCUGCUUGCACAGAUGAUGAGCCAUGCGAAGCCCAAAUAGCUUUGCUCAAGAUCGGGAAUGCGCACUCCGAACAUCCUGACACAGUCUUUCUGAGCCACGGCGAUGACAGGAGUGCACUUCUUCCAAACAGCGAGAGCCCCAAAGGCGUAGUCGCCACAAGGCCCUCUUCUGUGGCACUUCCACAAAAGGUGACGUCGCCCAUUGGUCGUCAAAGCACGACACAAAGCUCGGGGCGCCUUGCCAGAAAGGAGAGCCUGCAACGAUCCUUGCCAUCUGGCAGCGCAGAGCGCGCGUUGCAGCAGCGGCUCCAGCUUCGACUCGGAGCUCGCACAGGGCAAGCCAUGAUGUCUGCAGAAGACUUGCACAAUGCUGUGGUUUCAUUGGGACUCACUCGCUAUACAGAGCAGGACAUGACCGUCUUCUUGAAUCAAUUGGCUGACUACAUUCAACUUCGCUAUGACGAUGCACCAAAUCGAAGCUCAUCCAGCAGGAGCUUAAAGCGAGAGUCUUUCGGCGAGAUCGGCUGGGUGUGGCCUUCGCAAGAGACGGAGCAAUCCCCGGAAGUGUCGGUGUCGCUGUCGAUUCCCUCGUCCUUGCAAGGGCAGCCGAACGCAGCUGCUUUGGACACGCUGAGUGGUGGUGGUGUGGCACCGGUGGAGGCUUUGAUGCGGGUCUUUUUGGCUGAAGACCGUGAUAUUGCUCGACGUAAGAUCUUUGACUCGCGAUGCAGCAAGCAGUACAAGGCCAUGAAGGAGAUCUUGUUGGCCAGCGACACGAAUCGUUUGGUCGCCGAACUCACAUUCGUCCGCAUCAACGACUUAGCCGCGCCGCCGGAGGAGGCACUUCAGCCACUGACAUAUCUCGAGCCACUUGUAGCCAUCAUGAUCUUGGGCAAUGCGGUGGCCAUUGGCUUUCAAUCGGAUCCGGAGUACACAGAUUGGUCUGGGUGGACCACUGUGGAGGCGAUUUUUGCUGGCUGGCUGGUCAUUGAAAUCGUGCUGCGAUCGUGGCUGGUGGGGUGCUUCGCCUACCUGUAUGGGGAGGAGCGCUUGUGGAACUCUUUUGAUGUUUGUGUCGCUAUCAUAGCUGGCCUGGACGUGUUCGUUUAUCGCAUUGGUCUCAACGAGGCCACAGGUUUGUACAGCACCUGGCUCAUCCGCAUUUUCCGACUGAUACGCUUGGUUCGUGUCAUGAGAGUCUUCCGCCUGCGGUUGAUGCGGGAUCUCCGUCUGAUGGUGAAGGGCUUGCUGGCGGGCGUGUGGACGCUAGUCUUGUCCUUCCUCCUCCUUUUUCUGAUUCUGUACGUUGUUGCUGGUUUCGCGACGAUCUUAAUCGGGAACGAUGCAAAACUGCUGGACUUGGGUUUGCAGCCCCAGUUCCGGACAGUGCCGGAUUCGAUGUUCACGGCCUUCCGGUGCUUCACCGGUGACUGUAACUCUGACUCUGGGGCACCCAUCGCAUCGUUGCUGGCUGCAACGUACGGCGUCCCCUUCAUCUUCGGCUUUGUCAGCAGCUACCUUCUCGUUGCCUUGGGCAUUUUUAAUGUCAUCCUCGCUGUUUAUGUUGACAUCACGAUGAAGGCCGCGAAGGAAACUGAGGCGCUCACAGCCGAGCAGCACUUCCGUGAGUCGAUCAGAGUCGCUCGCACAACCCGGGAGCUGCUGAAGCGCUUCGCUGCAGCGCAUCGCUGGCUAGAGCAGCACAAGGAUGAAGACCACGAGGAAAAGACGAUCGACAUACUAGACACGGCGAAGAGCUCACGCUUCAGCGACGAGGACGUGCACGAAGACUUGGCCAUCAACAAGGAGUGCUUCUUGAUGGCGAUCCAAGAUCGGGAGGUGCAGCAUCUAAUGAACCAGUUGGAUCUGCCUCCUGAUCGCGCCAAUCUGUUCGAGAUCAUUGAUGCGGACGACUCGGGGGCUUUGCACAUCGCAGAGCUUGUACAUGGAUUACUGAAAGUGCGCGGCGAGGUGAAGAAAAGCGACACUGUGGCUGCGCUACUCGCAACCAAGGCCGUGCAGGAGAUGGUGCAUGAGAUGCAACAAGAGCAGAAGGCUGACAUGGAAUACCUGUUUCUGGUGCCCGGCUGGUUUGGCUGCUUCUCACCCGCUUUGAUCCCGAUUUACUUUGUGUUCUUCGACAUCAUGAACUGCAUUGGCCACUGCAACUUUGAGUGCAUGCCAACUUGGGCACAGACCGGGCCGCUGAAAUAUUUUGUCUACACGUCCUCGUACCAUUCCCUGCAUCACAGCAAGUACAAGUACAACUACUGCCUCUUCUGUCCGAUUUGGGAUUACCUCGGCGGCACCGUUCAUUCGACGACCGAGUCCCUGCACCAGGAGGUCUUGCACCAGAAGAGCCGACAGCUCGACGUUGUGUUCCUGGCGCACGGCCAUGGCUUGCACUCCAUGUUGCAUCUGCCAUGGCUGUCUCCCUUCUUGGCGUCCCACCAGCACGAGCAGCGAUGGUGGAUGCUUCCACUGCAGCCAUUGACCUUCCUCUGGGUGCUUUUCUGCCGGCACUGCCUGUCAACCGCCUGCGUACAGCGCUAUCACUACCGUAGCACUCAGUGUGCUACCUGGUGCUUGCCUGUGACGGGCCACUUCUACUUCAUGAAGUCGCACAGGAAGCCGAUCUUUGACAUGCUGGUGCAGGCUGUCAAAGACGCAGACGAUGCCGGCGUGAAGUACCUGGGAUUGGCACACCUGAACAAGGCUGAGUUUCUGAACCAAGGAGGCAAAGACCUUUUGCCACUCCUGGGCGAUCGGAAGAUUCGCAUCGUGCAUGGGAACACGCUCACGGCCGCUGCAGUUUGGCAGGCUCUCCAAGAGCACACACAGCCCAAGGAUGAGAUCGUCUUUGCCGGAUCCACCUCGAAGAUUGGAAGAGCUCUGUGCAUUCUCCUGGCACGACGUGGCCACACCGUCAGGAUGAUCACCGGCUGUGAGGAGCGCUUCCAGAAGAUCAAGGGAGAGGCAGGGGAGUUCGGGAAGAACCUUGUAAGGGUCCAGACAUACGAAGAAGGUGUGGGCUGCGGCGUGUGGAUCUUGGGCAAGUGGAUGGAGCCAAAGCGGAUCCAGGCAUUAAUUCCCCCUUCUUCACUGAUCAUCGACUUCGCUGUUCCACACGUCAGCGAGGAGGUGGCAAAGGACUACAGGUACGUCAACGGUGCAGCGUUGAGCUAUAGUUUGAAAGAGACGGACCUGACCUUUUGUCACGACGUGCCAAACACGGUUCCGGCAUGCUUGGCGGCAGCCGUCAUCCAUGCUCGGGAGGACACCCAGAGACACGAACUCGGCGAGGUGGAGGUGGACGAGGUCGAAGGAUGGUGGGACAAGGCUUCCCGCCAUGGCUUUCGCCUGGCCUACCGGGAGCCGAACGGGAAGCGGGCCAAGACCGAGUAG